Molecule: messenger RNA, 2056 nt
Organism: Paramecium pentaurelia
Lineage: Eukaryota; Ciliophora; Oligohymenophorea; Peniculida; Parameciidae
Source: the annotation of a GenBank genome assembly
AUGAAUAGUAAUAAUAACUUGAAUACAAAUUCAAGUGAGAAAGUUGAUAUUGGUUUACUUCUGAAAAAAUUCAAAUAGGCAAACACUAAACUUAGUCCAUUGCCAUUAGAAUAAUUUCAAAAAGUAGCCUUUGAUAGCAAUAUAGAACUGUUAUAACAAUUACCUAAUUGUGAGAAAACAUCCUUUAUGAGAUUUAAAGAACUUAAUUAAGGUGCUGUGAGUGAACUAAAAAGAUCAUUCCUAUAGUCUAAAUUAAUAUGGAAUAAUUAUGGUCAUUCAUUAUUUACAGAAGAUCUUUUAGAUUAACCAAAAUAUUAUACAUCAAGAAAAAUGUAAAUGAUUCAUAAUAGAGAUACAUUUAGAAAAAUAAAGGAACAGUAUAAAAAAUAGGAAGAAUCAUCUAUUGAAGAAGUAAAGAAAUAUUUUAAAAAAAUUAAAUCGAAAGGUCCUGAUAUCAAAUCUUAUCCAUCUUUAUAAUAUUAAGAUUUGUAAAGAAUGGAAUCUAUAAGAAGACAAAUAAGAAUUAGUAAAAUAAAUGAUCAAAAUAAUAACAAUAAAGAUGCUUAAGAAAUGCAAAUUAAACUCAGUGAAUAAAUAAACGAAAUUAAAAUUAAAAGGCAAAAUGUUUACAUAUAUAAGGAUGUAUAAAUUCAAUGGUAACCAUCUUCAAGAAAUGGCAGCACUAUGCUCUCUUACAAUCAUCACUUAUAUUUGUAUGGUGGAGCAGGAGCUAAGUAAAAUGAAGACUUUUGUUGUGCUUCUGUUGAUAAAAGUGUAAUCAUUAAAUAUCUUAGAAAUUUACAAAUGGUAAUAGAUAAAACUAGAUGAUUAACAAUAAAACGGUUUCAGAAGUAAUCAUUCAGCUGCACUAUAUAAAAACUUUAUGGUCAUUUUUGGUGGAGAAGUUCAUUAAAUACCUAAUAAUAAAAGAAUAUUUAGUGAAAUUACAUGUGAUAUUAGGAUUAUUAAUUUAAGUAAAUUUAUCCUCUAAAUUAAUUAGUCUCUAAUGAACUUAAGGUUUUUAAGUAAACAGGUAUCAUUCCUCCAAGAAAAUCUCAUAUUGCAGAAGUAAUUGGAAGGAGUAUGAUUGUUCAUGGAGGAAUUGAUAUUAAAGGUUAAUAUCUUAGAGAUAUUAUUGCUUUUGAUUUAAUUACUUAAAGAUGGAGUUAAGUUAUAACUGAGCAGAACAGUUGUUUUCUUGAUGGAGUUGCCUUUCAUAAAUCUGCUGCUGUCUAUUUUAGUCAUCAAAUUGAACUUUAUAAAAGUGAUAAUGAUAGUAAAUUAAGUAAUCAAGGUGUCUAUAUAUUUGGUGGUUUUGAUAAAAAUGGACAUUACUUAGAUGGUUUAAUAAGAAUUGAUACAACAACUAAACCUGUAGGACUUGAAUAAGUUUAAACAAAGGGAAUGUCUCCAAGUAUCUCAUUUAUUUUAAUUUAUAGUUGGUCGUUGUUAACAUUCAAUGAAUUAUGUGGAUAAAUAUUAAUUGCUUGUUAUUUAUGGAGGAAAGAAUGAUGAUCUAAAUAUUAAUGGAUUCCUCAAUGAUCUUCAUCUUUUGGAUAUUAAAAAUCAAACUUGGAUAAGUGUAGAUAUUAAAGGUAAUUAAGUUGCAGGAAGAUGUAAUCAUACUUCUUCUUGUAUUGACUCAAGACUUUACAUAUUUGGAGGAUACAAUUAUUCAGGAUUUAUUAAGAGUGAUUUAUUGGUAGUUGAAUUAGAUCCUAUUCUAAUUUAAAAGUUAAGUUCUGAAGAUGAUUAUGUUGAAAAACCACUCAAAUAAUAAUUGAAAGUUACAUUUAAAAAUGAAAUAAAAAAAGAUCAUUUAUAAGACAUAAAAGAAUAAAUAAAUUAAAUAUGUGGAUAACCAUAAAAAUAAUAAAAUUCUUUGCAAAAAUAUAGAAGAAUAAGUGAUGUAUUAGGUUCAUCAAAUUUUAAAGAACUUAAAUUUUAAUCCUAAUAAAUUAAAAAUGGAGGAAAAUAAUAAGAAGUUGGAGGUAAUCCUUCUGAUAUAAUAAUAAAAAAUUUGAAAAGAACAAUGACUACAAUUGUAAAUUCAUGA